AGUAUAUAUAAGGAGAUAACAGAGGAUUGGCAGUAGAGAGCCAGCAGUUCUUCACCUCUUCAGAGAAGUCUCUUGUAGUCAUUAGUAGAGUUGUCAGAAUUGAUUCACUGUAGAGUGAAAAUGGUGACCUAUGAAAUAACUGUGGAACAUUCCACGGAAUCGGAGAGCUGCACUCUGCCGCAUGUGGACUUGAAGUUGGUGGGAGAAAAAGGAAUGACCAAAUCAGCUCCACUGUCUGAAAAUGAUAACUACAAAGAAUUGGUGUCAAAAUGUACUAUAGAUUGUGAUGACCCCAUUGGAAAACUGUUGCGAAUAGAGAUUAAGAAGAGGCCUUUAUAUGUGGUUGAAAACAACUGGUUUCUCAAAAAUAUAAAAGUCAAAGAUCCCAAUGGAGAAACCUACUACUUCCCAAUAUACACCUGGAUUACUGACUGUAAGAAACAUUCCUUCAAUGAGGGUCAAGCUUUGAUUGCCAAGAAGGAGCUCAGUCCCUCUGGUCGCUUCAAUCGGCACAAAAAACUUUCUCAACUAAAGGAAACAUAUUGCUGGCAAGUGUUUGAAAAGGGAAUACCUCACCAUAUUCAGGCAAUGCUACCGUCUCACCUGCCUAGGAAUGAUCAGUUCAUUGAAGUCAAGCAAGAUGAGUUCAAAAAAAAUCAGGAACAAACCGUUGUUUGGAAAAAAUUGAAGGAAUCCACUAAGUGUUAUGAUACAUGGCCAGAUUUUGAACAGAUCAGUGAGCUGAUGGAUUACAGCAAAUAUGACAUCCUGGGCUAUGUCAAAGACAACUGGAAGGAUGAUGCUUUCUUUGGCUACCAGUUUCUAAAUGGUAUUAAUCCCAUGUUGAUCCAACGCUGCACUUCCCUGCCUGACAACUUUCCUGUCACUGAACACAUGAUCUGCCAUUACUGCAAUUUGCCUCAGGAAAUUGAGAAAGGCAACAUAUAUCUGUGCAACUACCAGAUUUUGGAUGGGGUAGCAACAAGAGACAUCAAAGGAAAAAAACAAUAUCUGAUGGCUCCACUUGUCCUGCUCCAUAAAACAGCCGAAGAUAAACUGAUGCCUAUUGCUAUUCAGCUGCAGCAGAAGCCAGGAGCAGACAACCCGAUCUUCCUCCCUUCUGAUUCUGAGCAUGACUGGCUGUUGGCAAAAAUUUUUGUGAGAAGUGCGGAGUUUAAUUUCCAUCAACUCAACUGUCACCUGCUGCGCACUCAUCUGCUGUCAGAAGUCUUUGCAGUAUCACUGAUGCGCAACUUGCCCAUGGUGCAUCCUCUAUACAAGCUUCUUAUACCCCACUCUCGCUACACUCUGCACAUUAAUACCAUGGCUCGAUUAAUUCUAAUAUCUGAGACCGGUGCUUUCACACAGGUGGCAGCUUCGGGUGGAGAGGGUAUGAUCCAAAUCCUGAGGAAAUCCCUGUCCUCAAUGACAUACAGGUCCCUAUGCAUACCCGAUGACAUUGAAGACCGUGGGAUGAAGGACAUCCCAAACUUCUUCUACAGAGAUGACGGACUUAAGCUGUGGGACAUUCUACACCGUUUUGUCGAAGGAAUCCUAAAGCACUACUACAAGACUGAUGAUGAUGUUCAAAACGACCGUGAACUAGAAGACUGGAUAUGGGACAUUUUUGAGCAUGGAUUCCUUUGCCCAAAAGAAAAAUCAGGAAUCCCCCUGGACUUUAAGAAUGUGAAUGAUCUGGCCAAGUUCGUGACUAUGGUGAUCUUCACUAGCUCAGUCCAGCAUGCUGCUGUGAACUCUGGACAGUUUGACUAUGGUGGCUGGAUGCCCAACCUGCCAAGCACCCUGCGACGUCCCCCACCAUCCACAAAAGGGGAAGCAACUGAGGCCACAAUACUGGAGACACUGCCAGACAAAAGCAUAACACUUGCAGCCAUGACCACGUUGUAUUUGCUGUCUAGGAGAUACAGUGACUUUGUUCCUUUUGGCACUUACCCUGAGCAUCACUUCACAGAGGAGCAACCCCUGAAGCUGAUGGAAAAAUUCAAAGAAGAGCUGAAAGAGCUAAGUAAAGUUAUCAAGGAAAGAAACAUCAAACUGGAUGUCCCAUACAAAUACCUGGACCCAGAAGAGAUUGAAAAUAGUGUGUCCAUUUGAAAAUUAGAUGAUCAGACAUGUUCCAUAUCAAAUUCAGUCACUAAUUCACAAAAAUGAGCUAAGGAGGAAAUGCAUGUUUUACCAAUCUUUUCUGGUGUCGCACAAGCGAUAGUCUUUUGGGUCUUUAUUAAUAACAUAAAGCACGGUUGUUCUGCAGGAUGACUAGUUAAGGUUGUUUCUUGGAUUAAGAAACCAGGUACCAAGAUCAAGUACAAUGUAGAACCUCUUUGGGAUACUUGGAUCUUGAGAUUUGUGCUUAUUGUUGUUUCACUACAUAAAUUAAUCAGUGUGCUUCAUCUACCUUGCACAACUAUUGAAGUAGUUAGAUAUUGUUGACCAAACAACCAAAGCAGUACAAAUACAUGUAGUACAUUGUAGGGUCUAGUUUGAUUAGUAGGGCUUUUUGAUUAGUCAAAGUGUAAAAACAGUGAGCAUAUUUGUGUGUAUUGGUGUUUCAACUGAAAAAUAAACACAUCUGGCCUGUGGAUGUUAUGGUGGGGUGACGGUUAAACUUACUUGUUAGAUGAUCCAUUGUCAGAUUUCUAUGUGGAGAUUGCUGGAAUGCAUUUGCUAUCUUGACGGGUGAAAAUUUGAGUUUGUGUUUUUUUUUUUUAACAUAUAUUUAAAUGGGGCUGUAGUGUGGUCUUCAAAAAUGCCUAGACGUUUGAAAAGGGUUACAAAAAUAUUAAGAUAAGAAACAGAAUUCAGUUGUUGCCAGAAUAACAUUUUUCAUUUUAACUAAAAAAGUGUUAUUUUCCUUUCUUUAUUCAAUUAUUUUCAAAUGACUAUUGUAUUGUUAUGGGUGGUGGAUUUACAUUUGUUCUGUACUUUGCUAAUUACCUAAAUAGCUCUGUAAAAUGUUGUAUUAAUUUUAUGGACCACAUGAUUUGAGAACCGGUUCAAUCAAUAUGGAAACAGUUCUAAUAUUUUAGGUGAUAUUUGAAUGACUAUUUGUUUAAAAAGUUAGAACACAAUAGGUAUAUUAUAGCACACAACUAUGAUUUUUGAACCAUGUCACAGAUAUUAGAUUUGCAAGCAAUAUAAAUGCUCAGUCGAAAUGAAUAAACAUUUCAAUUGGUGUUGGGGGAAAAAUGUUUUGUUUUCUUUGAAACGCCAGUUGGAACUUAUUUUAUUGUUUGUAUGUUAGUUUAUAUUUGUGGAUUUUUUCAACAGUAUGAGCAAAUUUAUUGGAGUGUUAUUUUACUUAUUUAACUUUGUUCAAAAACUUGUGCUUUAAGCUACUCUUCAGAGUGAGCUUGUUUACUCACCAUCAGUCUUCUUUUUACAUAAAAAAAAAUCAAGUCUUAAUAUUGCACCAUCUUGAAAAAAAUACAAUCGAAAGGGUACCUCAUAGAAAAUUAAUAAUUAAUAAAAUUAAUAAAUCUUUUGCUAAACAAGCAAAAGAUUUGUUCACCUGAGACUAUUUCCCAAAUUCUUCACAAAACUGCGUAAAAUUUAUCAGUUUGAUAGAUGGUUCUCAAAUCAUGCCACAGGUGGUCAAUAAUAUUUAAGUCUGGAAUUUGAUACAUCCAUUCUGCAAAAGUAUGUUUUAAUCUGAACCAGUGGUCUCAAACUGCAGCCCUGGACACUUUUGGAUGUGUAUAUUCUAAACAAACGACUAAACUCCCUCACUUGCAUGCAGUCAAGCUCUACACAAUAAUUCUCCUAAUGACCAAAUAUUGGAGCUGGUGCUGAAGCAGAGAGACUUCUAAAAGUUGCAGGAAACUAGCACUUUGAGAACUGGAGCUUGAGUUUGAGAACACUGAUCUAAACCAAUUAUUUAUUCAUUGUAUCUCUGGCUGCAUUUUUAGAGCCCUGCUGGAAGUAAUACCUCACUGCAAUUUUAAGUCUUCCAUUUAUUUUGACCAGCUUGAUUUUUCCUACUGAGUAUUUAAUGCCACUACCAUGUUAUAACGUAGUGUGUGAACGUUGCAGUGCAGUUUCAACUUUCAAUCAUAUUUAGGGCAUGAUCUACAAAGAUUAAAAAUCUCUGCUUCGCUUCACCACCUGAUCACCCUGAUGUAUACUCUCCUGCAAACCCAGAAGUUUUAAUAUCAGCCCCUAUGAAUUACCAUUAUGAGAUUAUUCCCUCCAAAAUGUUUCCACUUUUAUCACAUUGUUCCCAUUAAAAUAAUUUUCCAAUAAUAUAUUCUAAGAAUCCCUAAAAAAAGACACAAAACAUUUUAAGAAUUUUGAACAUUUGUGUCCUAUUGUCUGUAUACAUCAACAUUGAAAUAAAAGAUUGCCAAGUCAUUUAUAAAAAAAUUACAGAAGAAAUACUAAUUGCAGUGUCCUCAUAAUGAAAAAAUUCACUAUCUGCCUUCUCCUUCUCCCUUCACCCUCAAAACAAAGUAAUAAGAGCAUGGGGAGAAAUGCAGCUUGAACUAAGCACCAACCUCAUCUCAUCUGAGUGAAUUAAUCAAUAAAUACUCCUGUAUUUAUUUUAACAGUCACUGCAGUUUUAUUCUUAAACAGUAGGAGACACUGGUGAGAAAGAAAAACUUAUUCAAGAAUAAAUUCACAAACAAUUUCCUUUCCCUACAUCUGCAUAAGCAGGGCUUGACUGAUGGAAACAUCAGACAGAUAAGGAAGAUUUCCCCUUCCUCCUAAAUGGAAAGUUCUAGAACUAUGCAAAUUGCUGAUGUAACUCCUCCUCACACGGAUAGAGCCCACUCCCAACUGCUCUUAUCUUCCUGUUCCCCUGCAGAUGCCCAUCCCACUUUUUAGUUUAUGUUUGAAUGAGCCAAUAGAGAUAAAGGGGCAGAAUUUGUGUUUUUCUGCUUUCAAUAUUUUCGAAGGUCCUCUCAUUCUACUUGUUGCAUUUGGGGAGGGGAAAAUAUUCCCUGUCUGACUGAUUAAGGUAAGUGUUUGAUUUAAUAGAAGGUUUCAGAAUCCUGUCUGUUUUAUGAAGAUAAGACUUUAAUUUAAAUCUGGAAAUUGACGAUAAGGAUUUAAUACAAUGAAAAGGCUCAAAUUAUACAAUAAAAACAUGUUCCAUAAGGUCAUAUAGAGCCUUAUUAAACAGAUGGUCAUGCGCGAUAACAUAGAUUUUUUUUAUUUGGGGGUGCCUUUUUAAUCCAUCAAACUCGAUUAAUUAAAUUUUGACAGGUCGAGGAAUCCUUAGUUUUUUUGGUCUCUAAAGUGAAUUUAAUCACGGUUGCUCUUCUGAUACAAUCAUGUUUUACAUCUGUGAAUUAGUACAAGUUUGUUAAUCUUUGCAUCCCCAUGUGACCUACCAAAGAAUAUUUGAAAUACUGAUGCUAAAUUAUGUCCAGGAACAUAGUAAGUUCUCCUUAAUUUUUUCAUGAUUAAAACCAUUUUCUUUACCAUAGUCAAUCUCUGUGCUUGGGUCCUUUUCUAACAAGUCCUCUGUAAUGUAGCUCUUAUUUUGCUGAAAGUACACUUGAACUUUGCCACUGAUGGAUAAUCAAGGGUUUUUCUGUUUUCAUUUUAAUUUUAUUUAAUUUUAAUUACUAAAUUAAAAGUAACAGAUUUUUUACUGUCUGGGGGAUCGUAGAACAAUGACUAACAGAACUAGUAUGACACUAACUCCAAAACACAAAAAGCAUUGAGAAAAGAAAAAACAAUUGUUACAGAAAUUGGUUACAAAAACAAACUUCAAACAAUAUGAGUAAGAUAUCACACCUUUACUUUACGUGCAUUAUCCUGUAGAAAAAUUGAAGAGCUGAAUACACUUCAAUACAGUGAAUUUUAGGAAAUUUAUUUCAAUUGUUUGUUUGGGUACAAAAGUGUAAGCAAACGUGUAAGUGAAAAGCACAAUAAUUGUUUUCUGCUUAAAAACAUUUUUAUUUGCACUUUGACAUAGAUUCUUACACAGGUAUUUUUAAGCAACAAAUUAGAGAAACUCACUUUCUAAACUCUAUAGGGUCGGUACACUCACUCGUCUGACUCCAUAUUUCUCUGCAUGCAUCCCAAAUAAUAACAUUGCAUUCAAAUUUGAAUUAUACAUUUAAACAAAACUGAAAUAAAAU
This is a messenger RNA of Poecilia latipinna (sailfin molly), 6107 nucleotides long. Its product is annotated as arachidonate 12-lipoxygenase, 12R-type-like. The record is from RefSeq and is a predicted model, not a curated record. NCBI's taxonomy places the organism in Eukaryota, Metazoa, Chordata, Actinopteri, Cyprinodontiformes, Poeciliidae. The coding region runs from base 121 to 2115 and encodes 664 amino acids. Gene Ontology annotation, biological process: lipid oxidation. Gene Ontology annotation, molecular function: iron ion binding; protein binding; oxidoreductase activity, acting on single donors with incorporation of molecular oxygen, incorporation of two atoms of oxygen. The transcript is spliced from 15 exons.